GUGAGAUAAAAGAGGCAUCUUGUGGUUUAACUCACCCAGUUAUCUUGUGGAUUCCUUAGUCGAUCCCGGGCGCUCGUUCACUAUAGCGCGUCUCUCCGUCUGUCAUCUGAAACUUAAUCAGUGAAAGAUGAAGGCGGACAUCUCGCUAUGCCUCUUCUUCCUUUCCUGCGUUCUGGCACCGGGGUUGACGGACUCGUUUGUCAAGAUACCGCUAAAGAAGACAUCCUACACUCCCAAGACCUUUCCUGAAAUAGAAGCCUACACUGCUGACACAAUAGGUGCCUUGAAGCAGAUCAGGCAAACUUUGGACAAUGUAGUGGAGCAGCGGCGUGCAACCAUCUGUUGCAACGACGGGCUGGUUUAUGAGAAUAAAAUCGCACUGGCACUACGAAGCGCAUUCUUCAACUCCAUCAUCGUCUUGAACCGACUACAAGAAGCAAUCACCCAAUACCAAGCAGGCGAUACUAUUUUGGACAUAUGCCGGGCCUGCGACAUCAGUCCGUUUAAUCCUCCAUGCAACAUCACUGACUGGCGGUGUUCCUCUGGCAAGUGCGUCCCACGAGACAAGCUGUGUGAUGGGAAGGACGAUUGCGAGGACUCCAGCGAUGAAGUCGUGCAUAACUGUACAGACACCCCUUGUGGCUUAGACUACCUGUGCGAAGAAGACCAGGUAUGCAUCAACUCAUGGUACGUGUGUGACGGGAAUCCAGACUGUUCGCAUGGCAGCGAUGAGACACAUUGUUAUCUCCCCACAGAUCCUGAAACUCCAGAUUGUGAAGAAGACCAGUUUAGGUGUCAGUCUGAUGGUCUGUGUCUGCCUGAAACUCUCCAAUGUGAUGGUAAACAAGACUGUGAUGAUGGCAGUGAUGAGAAUUCCUGUGACUUGACACCAGCAUGUGCAGAGGAUGAGUUCCAGUGUGUGACUACAGGCAGGUGUCUGCCCAUCACAUUUCACUGCGAUUUUGAGAAGGAUUGUCCAGAUGGGAGUGAUGAAUCACUCUGUCCCAGGCCCUGUCAAGCAGAUGAGUUCAGGUGUAAGUCUAAUGGUGUGUGUGUACCUGGUACCUUUCAAUGUGAUGAUGAGGCGGAUUGUGAUGACGGCAGUGAUGAAGAUGACUGUUCUCCCACAAUACCACCACCCACCACAACCAUCACCACCACUACCACUACAUGUUCAGAGAAUCAGAGUGUGAAAAGGAAGUGUGUGCCUGACUCCUGGCUCUGUGAUGGUGACAAAGACUGUGAAGAUGCAAGUGACGAAGAGGACUGUCCCAGGCCUACAUGUUCAGAGAAUCAGUUCCAGUGUGCAAACUCAGGCAAGUGUGUGCCUGACUCCUGGCUCUGUGAUGGUGACAAAGACUGUGAAGAUGCAAGUGAUGAAGAGGACUGUCCCAGGAUUUGUCAAGCAGAUGAAUUCAGGUGUAAGUCUGAUGGGGUCUGUGUGCCUGGUACAUAUCAAUGUGAUGAUAAGGUGGACUGUGAUGAUGGCAGUGAUGAAGAUGACUGUGUCCCCAUAACACCACCACCCACCACAACCACCACCACCUCUACCACUGUAUGUUCAUCGGAUCAGUUCCAGUGUGUGUUCUCAGGCAAAUGUGUGUCCAUCUCCUGGCUUUGUGAUGAUGAGGAGGACUGUCCAGAUGGGAGUGAUGAAGCUAACUGCAAUCUUAAGCCUAGUUGUGAAGAAGGUAAGAUUCAGUGUCCAUCAAGUGGCGAUUGUAUACCAAGUCACUGGCGCUGUGAUGGGUAUGCAGACUGCAAGGAUUCAAGUGAUGAAGAGAACUGCACUGUGGUCGUGAAGGAAGUAUGCAAAGAUAGCCCAUGCAGCCACGGGUGUCUGGAAACACCGUGGCAUGUACAAGGCUUCCAGUGCACCUGCCCAGACGGAAUGACACUUUUAGCACAUGAUCGCCAUACCUGUGUCCAGAGAGGAGCUAAAGGCAUCAAGGGCAUUAAAAGUAACAUCAAGGGUUAAGGGUGGCUUCUGUUUCCCCAUGGUUUGUAUGACUGAUGACUGUGGUAUUUUCUCAUGUUUGUAAGUCCUAGUAAUUUUUUCAUUUGUACUAAACUGAAUUGUAUUUUUGUGUAAUGAUGGGAGAUGCAAAAUCCACAAAAGAAGAAUCAAUGAAAUAUUGCUGAAUUACUGUCAGUGCAGAAGCAGUUGUCUCAGUUGAUCUUAUUGUUAGUUGCAUUACUAUUACAGCAUGGAGAUGAUGAUUUGCCUAAUUCCUUCUAAAGAGUAUUCCAUGUAUCUGUGUAGAGUUCAGUGUUAUCUUUUUGUAUGCUAGUAAUUAGUAUCUUUAAAGAAAUAAAGUGCCUAUUAUCCAUUAA
This is a messenger RNA of Portunus trituberculatus (swimming crab), 2334 nucleotides long. Its product is annotated as low-density lipoprotein receptor-related protein 8-like. Bases 128 to 1978 code for a protein of 616 amino acids. The record is from RefSeq and is a predicted model, not a curated record. Lineage: Eukaryota; Metazoa; Arthropoda; Malacostraca; Decapoda; Portunidae. The transcript is spliced from 14 exons. Gene Ontology annotation, molecular function: protein binding. Gene Ontology annotation, cellular component: plasma membrane.